GUGGAUCUUCCCUCAACCCUUGACGUCUGUCAGGGCCGACGCAUCCAGCAACGGCCUUGCGAACGGUGUCGACUAGGGGGACACAGGACCGUCAUAUCUCCAAGGCUACCCAAAUACCUCACUCCUCAAGACCUCCAUCUCAUUUACGACUCUUCACGAUUACGAUUAUCUUCACGACCUUACGAUUAUUUAUCAUUAUAUAACCUCCCACCCUGUCUCUAACAAAAUACCUCAAACCCAAACACCAUGGCGGACAUAGAGAACGGGAGAUGCCACAAAAAAGAGGCAGAGAGCGGUCCCUCACUGCUUCAGAAUGGCAAUCUUGUGUUUCAAGCGCACCAUGUAGGAUGGAUUGUCGCAACAUCUUUCACUCUUGUUGCAAUUGCGACUUCCUUCUGGUUGAUUGUCAAGCAUCUUCAGUGGUAUACUAAUAAACGCGAGCAGCGCUAUAUCGUCCGCAUCCUCCUUCUUGUACCCAUCUACGCUGUCAUUAGUCUGGCUUCAUAUUUCUUCUGGAAUCACUCCACACCAUUACUUCUAGUUCGCGAUUGCUACGAGUCCACUGUACUCACCUCGUUCUUCUACCUACUUUUAAACUAUCUAUCCCCCGACCCGACUGAGCAGAGGGCAAUAUUCAUGAAAGCCGGUCUCUCUCGCGAGGCUGAUGCAAAAGCCAGAUUGGCCGGGGAGAAGCCGAAGAAAUGGGUCUUUCCUCUUGGGUCAGUCAAGUGGAAACCUACUGAUGGUUUGUAUUUCCUCCAAUGGAUGAAAUGGGGCGUCCUCCAGUACUGUGUUAUUCGACCACUGACUACUCUCGUCGCCGUCAUUUUGGAUUACAUGGGACUGUACUGUGAAGAAUCGUAUGGAUUAGGUUGGGGCCAUGUCUAUAUUGUCGUCAUUGUUUCCCUCUCCGUCACGAUUGCCAUGUACUGCCUGAUUCAGCUGUAUAUCCCUGUCGCUGAGAUGUUAAGGCCCCAUCGGCCCCUUCUGAAACUUUUCGCUAUCAAGGCCGUCGUGUUCCUCACGUUCUGGCAAGCAACGUUUUUGUCAGUUUUAACUAUGUUUGGUGUCGUAAAGAAUACGAAGUACAUGACUGCUGCUGACAUCAACAUCGGUAUUGGUGCGCUAUUAGAGACUUUUGAGAUGAUGCUUUUCGGCUUCUUGCAUAUCCGAGCAUUUACAUACAAAGACUAUCGACCCUUCCACGAUCCAGAGUCCAAGGACCCUCCUCCUUCUCGUACUCCAAUAUUGCGGUCCUUACGUCACGCCAUGGAUUUCCGUGAAACAUUCCGAGAAAUAUGGCAAGGUUGUGUAUAUAUGUGGGCCAAGAUGCGAGGACGUGAGCCCAAACACGAUGAAGGCGCUAAGCGAAUUGCACAUUAUGAGAGUGCGUUUGGUAAAGCCCGUAAGUCUCACCUGGACGGACCCAAGAGCGCUUUCAUCGACAGGAAACGUACUUCCGGUGCCGAAAAACUGGAAACCCAUGCAGCCACAUUCCCUGCCGUGCACAUUGAUGUCGACGAACGCGUUGACAUUGGUGGACAACGCCAGUGGCUGGGUCUUGGCAAUGAUUAUGGCUAUGGUAUUAGCAGGGAACGGAGUGAUAGUCUCGAAGUCCAGAUCGAACGAGAGCUGGAGCGAAGAGGCUAUGGAGAUCACAUUCCCGGUAGAGGUCACAUCAAACCUGCUCCCACUGAGGGCGAGCCUGUAGGAGAUCAUAGACAGCAACGCUCUUGGUGGCGGUCUGUCUAUAAUCGGGUAUCUCAAUCUGGGCAAGACGUUGACGAAGAAGAAGCUCAUUUGACCCCUUCAAGACGGACUUCAAAACGCAAGAGCAGGAGGAAGUCCGGAACACGCUCCCGCCAACGUUCCAAGGACGUAGGACGCGGAUCGUAGCUUGUUGCAUGGUUCCAACAAUAUCGAGGACCCCCCUCCUCCGAGCUUGAUUCCGUAAAAGUCGUGGCCAGGAUCAAUACUCGUGGAAUCAAGACAGUACCUUACUACAUCCCUGGAGAGCAUGGUACUGCGUAUCACGAGGAUAUACUAGCGCCUUUGUCCGUCUUCGAGGAACACAGGAGUUCUCAUGUUCAAAGGAAACAACAAAGACACAUGC
This is a messenger RNA of Desarmillaria tabescens, 2113 nucleotides long. RefSeq names its product organic solute transporter Ostalpha-domain-containing protein. The transcript has 12 exons. Gene Ontology annotation, biological process: transport. Gene Ontology annotation, cellular component: membrane. Gene Ontology annotation, molecular function: transporter activity. NCBI's taxonomy places the organism in Eukaryota, Fungi, Basidiomycota, Agaricomycetes, Agaricales, Physalacriaceae. The record is from RefSeq and is a predicted model, not a curated record. The coding region runs from base 247 to 1896 and encodes 549 amino acids.